This is a messenger RNA of Acanthopagrus latus (yellowfin seabream), 2012 nucleotides long. RefSeq lists its product as uncharacterized. The record is from RefSeq and is a predicted model, not a curated record. Gene Ontology annotation, molecular function: S-adenosylmethionine-dependent methyltransferase activity. The transcript has 6 exons. The coding region runs from base 675 to 1493 and encodes 272 amino acids. Lineage: Eukaryota; Metazoa; Chordata; Actinopteri; Spariformes; Sparidae.
UUCCUGCUCGCCCCGAUAUUCCUCCUCAGCCUGCUUUCCCUCCACACUUGACCUGUUCUGUGUUCCUCCCUGCUUAUCAGCACCCUUGAGUAGAGGGAGCUAGGCCACAAGAUUCAAGUGUUACAUAUUGUCAGCUUCUGAGGCUCCCGGAGUGAAGGGCAGCUUUCCACUGGUAGGAAAUGCUUCACUUUCAAUUGAACGACUGUGUUCUUCCUUCAAAUUAGUAAAUGUUUGUGCUGCCUUGUUUGGAAAUGCUGCGUCAUUUACUCUCUGACAGUAUAAGUCAAUGAUUAUUUUCCUGUGCGCCUGUUAAAUCCAAACAAUUCCACAAUCUACCCCUAAGAAAGCGGGUCAAGAGUCAUUUAGCCAGCAAAGAGAGCACAGUGUGUGUGUGUGUGUGUGUGUGUGUGUGUGUGUGUGUGUGUGUGUGUGUGUGUGUGUGUGUGUCUGUGUGUGUGUCUGUGUGUGAGCGUCCGGGCAGAACAGGGCUUUAAUAAAGUAAACAGAGGGGAAGGCAGGAGAUAAGGCGAACAUAAAGACGACGAAGGAGGCAAGGACACGGAACAAAUUCACACUGAGGGAGAUUAAAGCCAGACAGAGGAGACUGUUUUGGAGCUGAAGUCAGAGAACGCAAAGUCGGCAACCGGACAGAAAGCGAGUAGAGGAACAAAACCAUGGCAUACCGAAUGUUUGAGGGAAAAGAGCAUGCCUCGAUCUACCAAAUGUACCGACCUGCGCCUCCAGAUGAGGUCAAGAACAUUAUUCUUCAAUACCUAGAUAAAAAGAAGGGGCAGCCGCACGUGCUGGCCGUGGAUCUGGGAUGUGGGACAGGUCAGAACACGCGGUUAAUGGCACCGCACUUCCAGCAGGUGGUGGGCAUCGACAUCAGUGAGUGUCAGGUGGAAGAGGCCAGGGCUGUGCCAGGGUACCCGAACAUCACGUACAGGCAGGGUACAGCAGAGGACCUCCCUUUUCCAGAUGACUCUGUCGACUUGCUGACAGCAGCGUCGGCAGCUCACUGGUUUGAUCAGUCGAGGUUCCUGGCCGAAGCAAGUCGAGUUUUAAAACCCCGGGGUUGCAUGGCUCUGCUGUGCUACACUCUUGAUAAUACCAGACUUCACUACCAGGACUGUGGAGAACGACUCAAUCAGCUACAUAAAGAGAUGAAACAGGAGCUGUUACUUUACGCCAGCAGUCCAGUAGCUGCAUCUCAGAAUAAGCUGGACGAUCUCUACUCAGCCAUCCCUUUUCCAGAUAAAGAGAGGGUCGAGGGCAUUUGGGUGAAAGAGCCAACCUCUGUGAGGAACCUGAUGGGUUUGAUCAAGACCUUUUCCAUGUUCCAAGCUUACAAGAGGAAAGAUCCCCAGAUGGCUGAAGACCUGCUGCUCAACACUCAGAAGAGGUUUCUGGAGGAGAUGGGAGUCACGUGUCCUGACACAAACAUGGAGCUGGAAAUGGAAUAUUACUGCAUCCUGGCAUCAAAACCACAAUAAUCAGCUACAUCCAGUCGGUUGUGUAAUUGCCGGAGCUUACUGAUUAUGAAAAUUUCUGAAUGAACCACAUUUUUGUUCCCUGUCAUGGCCUUUGGGUAAGCUGCCUUACUGGCUUGCAGUGUAAUCAUUAACACAGGAACCAGUUUACAGUUGACUUACAGGAACGUUGAUCUGUUCAUGUAACUCAAGGCUUCAUGCUGUAGUGAACCACCUCUCAGAACGUUCCCAACAGAACAACUGAUUGUUUGCAGCCUCGAAUGCACACUGAGAGGUCACAUAACUAGCAAAAAUGUUUUAUUUUGAAAUAUAAAAUGCCAAGCACUGUUUGUUCUGCUGCUUCCAUUUGUUUCCUUUAUUCUCAGUAGGGAGAGGGCAGGACAGUCUGUAGUGUACCUGCUUUGUGUAAUGCAAAUGAAACUAAAGUUACAAAUGUUUUAUCUCACAGCUUUUUAUAAUGAUUUACAUACUGUUGAAACAAAGUAUCUUUUCCAAUAACAAAUAAAGAGACGUUGAAUGGAA